Messenger RNA from Columba livia (rock pigeon), 7152 nucleotides. Its product is annotated as alpha-protein kinase 2-like. Lineage: Eukaryota; Metazoa; Chordata; Aves; Columbiformes; Columbidae. The transcript is spliced from 11 exons. The record is from RefSeq and is a predicted model, not a curated record. Gene Ontology annotation, molecular function: protein serine/threonine kinase activity; ATP binding. Bases 1225 to 6690 code for a protein of 1821 amino acids. Gene Ontology annotation, biological process: protein phosphorylation.
AGUGAGGGGGGUUGCAGGUGCUAUAUUUGUUGCUGAACAUACCAGUUUCCUAUCUGGGUUUAGAUAACCCUGGGAACAAGAAGUACUUAUGACUGUAGUAUCUCAUAACCAGUUUUAGCUGUGCUUUCAGCAAAAUUAUCUGGAAAAAACUUGGUACAAAAUUUUCUUUUCAGCCUUUUCUAGGUCCCUUGAUCUCAGAGCAGUUUGUGCAAUUCAUUCAAGUUUUUCCUGUGUGAGACUCAACUUCCUGGGUAACAGAAGUGGGAAUAUGUUCUUAGUUCAGGAUUCACUUAUUUGCCUUUGAGCAAUGUGAAUUGUUAGGAGAAUUUUUAUGUAGUGAUUAUUAAAAGUUCACUAUCCACCUUUGGUUUCCUCAGCCUUUUUGUUAGGGGUUGCAGUUUUUCUCAUGUUCAGCAAUGCUUUUGUGUGCUUAACUUCAUCAAGUAAGAAAUUCCUAACAUGCCUAGCAAAGCAGUUAAGCACACUUGAGCACGUCUUUUAAAAAACAGCCUGGUGCUUUACUCUGAAAAGCUAAUGCCAACACUUCCUCUGUCCGGGCCAUGAGGAAGUGCCCGUGGACUUCUAUGGAAGUAGGAUGUGCCCUCUCAUCACUGCCAGCUUGCUUGCUCUGCCUGAGGUUUUCCCAGGAAGAGCCAUCUGCUGCGUGUAAUGAAAUAGUCUCUCUUAAAAGUCAAACCGUUCUGUGAUCAGUCUCGCUAUGCUAAGGUCACACUAGCAAAACAACGCUGAAGCUUUCAGCUAGCUGCUCAGCUCUGAAACAACAUGCAUAAAAUAAAUGGCUUUUGUCUUGUUACACAGAGUCAAACCAGAGACCUGGCCCGCCUCUAGAACUUCAAGAAAGACCGCUCAUGGGUACACAGAGCAAGAUCUGCACUUCAUUAAACAGUACCAGGAAGCAGUUUGACAGCUAGAAUGACCUGCGGUUCAGCUUUUGUUGAACUGGAAUCAGAGACAAAAACUGAAACUUCCUCACAAUUUGUUGUUGACCUAAAUGACAAUGUGGAGACUUCAGGCUAAAAUGAGCAGAACGAAAAACAUUUUGCACAACACAAGAAUUACCGGUAUGAGAAUGACCCCGUGUUGACUUCACCAGAUUCCAACUCUUCAAGAAUCGGUGGUUUACUGCUUGAGAAGCUCAGAAAAGCAGAAGUAUUGUCCCCAUUUGAGAAAUCCCACAGACACUUGCCUAACACAGAAGACAACAUGGAUGUAAAACAUACAUUUAAAACCCAGGAAGAUAUUUCCUGCCUAAGGGAUUUGUCAGAGAAUGAUGUAAUUCACUUUAACAGUAUGGUCAGCGUCACUGCUGGAAAAGCAGAGACGUGCUGCAGCAGACACAUGCAUUCCUGCCCUACAAAUGUAAUCGUGUAUCAUACAGACAACUGUUCCCUUAACACGGAAGACGCUGUAUCGGGUCAGUCUCUGGCAGAUGUCCAGACAUGCGAAAAUCCUGGGCUCGGUAGACCUCUAACCACGAAUACCCGGUUCAGUGAGCAGGCAGAUACUCCCGUAGUAAAUCACAAUUGUUUUGUAAAAGGUGAUUCUGAAAAUUCUGCCGCUAUUGUGGAGAUUUAUGCUGAGAAAAUUCCAAGUGUAAGUCACGACUUUUCUGACGAUGUCCUAGAAUAUUUUGAAUGUUCAGAUGUGCUGACAAUGCAUGAAAAUGAAAUUUGGAAAAAGAAAUUACAAUUUUUAUUGGAAAGUGAUGAUGAAGAUGAUUUAAAACUGGGUAAGGAUUGUGAUGGGUGUGCUUACUUCCUCAGUGCAAUGCCUUGUCUGUCCCAAGUGUCAGAUAACGCUACGCCUAUGGAUGCCACCAUUGGCUUCUGUGGUCAUCACUCAAAAUUCGAAGGAGUAAAUGUAAGGAGAGACCCCUCUAUGUACAGCCAGUCAACUUUGCAGACGGAGAUGACUCUCGCUGUUGGACACCACCGAGAUGAAAGCACCACUUUGAAAGACAAAGAAAAGAACAAAGUGCCUGUUGCAGCUGCAGCCAUUGAAAAUGACCAUCCCAGAACUGAAGAAGGAAAGAGUGGCAGUGGCCACUCAGCUGCAGGUUUCUCAACUGACAAAUCAAAGAACAAGGAUAAUACAUGUGCCAAGGCGGACUCCUCUGCUGGUGGCAUAGGUGCUUCUUUGACAAAUCAGGCUUCAGAGACAAUGACAGAAAACAGUAAGGACAGGGACUUGCUCGGUGAAAUCUCAUUGCUCCAAGAGGAGGGGAAAGGAAAUUUGCCGGAGGAAAACUCAGGGCAUGCUGUCUGUACCUUAACAGAAAGUUUAAGAAGAAACCUUUUAAAGUUGUUAAACCCUAAAGAACUGUGCAGAUAUGUAAGUAACAUAGGACAAUCUCUUCAGACUGCAGCAGAGGUUGGGGAAUCCACUGCUCCAUUGCCCAGUCAGGAAGGUGUCAUUUCAACACAAGUCCCCGAGGAGACAGAAGGCUCGCAAAUGCAGGCUGGUUUGUGUCAUACGGAAGAGGCAGAUAAAGACUGUCACUGGGGAAGGAAAAGGACUUGGGGCCUGUCUGAGCACAAUCAGAUGCCAGAUGAAAACGUCUCACCCAGGGAUCAAGGGGCUAGCCGUAAAGUCUUUACCCAGAGUCAUGAGAGACUAUGUAUGGAGCCCGAAAAAGAAAAGGAAGGCAUCUUCAUGACUUGUGCGAGUGCAGGAACCAUCCUUCCAGCUUUGGAAAUGCUCUGUGCUGAAAAGACAUUACAAGAUAAAAAUGCAAAUCUGCAGACCUAUUCUCAACACCAUGUUCCCUGUGAUAAGAGAGAAACUCGUCACCAACAGGUCAUCUGGGAGCAAGGAAAUAAUAUUAUUGUUAAUGGCAACAAAUCAAAGAAUGACAUUUCAUCUUUUUCUUUAUGGGAUACAGACGCUGUUCCUGAUAAACAAGAAUGUUUAUGUGCUGUUCUCUCCUCUGCAAAGCUGUGUGAUGAGCCAACGGAAGGAGAGCACAGCUAUAGUUUUGACUUGCACCAUAGCAAUGACAGAGAUUUUCUCUGCCAUCCGUCAUGUGGUGAAUCUCUGCUUGAAGCUGAUCCCAAGUUAGUCCUGGAAUCCGAAAGCCCUGAGUGCAAAGGAGAUGCUGAUAUAUCUGCAGUGCAUGACAAGAUGUGGAAACUUCUUCAUGAAGAUGACUCAGGCUAUCAAAUCCCAUUUGAAAACCGGGGGAUCACCAGUUUAGAAAUUAGGCCACCAGAUAUCCAAGUCACAGAACUGAACCUUGUACAGGAGACCUCUUCUGAUCAUCCUUUGCCAACAAAUUUGAUAGAAAUGCAGGAGCCUAUUACACAACCAGCGAGCAGACCAAGAACAGAAAAGGAAGACUGCAGUGUUUGUAAUAUCCUACUUAAAACAGAUGGAGCAUGUGACGGUGCAUCCAUAGGAAACAUUUGUCUUACACAAGUGGUAGAAACAGAUGGUGUAUGUCUAGAUUCUAGCACUGGAAAUGAAACGGAAACACCAUCCAUUUGUGUUUCAGCAAAUAGUAUCAUCUUAAAUACAGGGGAGUACUUGGAGCAGAAGCCAAAGCAAAUGUUAACUGACGGUAAUGGAUCCGUUCAAAUGGCUGUUGCUCGGGAAGGAAAGCUUCCCGUUGGUAAUGCUUCCCAAACAUGCGGUGCACGUUCUCCUCAGAGGUUAAAAAAUGCUCAGAGUGGUGAUUUAGCAUGUGACAAAGAAAACCCAGCUUACAUGUCAGAUAAGUCGCACGGGACAAUCGGGCAAUUACUUCAUCCUGAGCACAACAAAUCCUUGAUAAAUGAGUCUGUGACUGGUCAAGGGUGUCCCUUUAGAGACUGUUAUCCAGCAAGAAAAGAACCAGCUGGUUGCCCGGAAGAGAAAGGCAUUUUCCCCAAUGAAAAUACGAAUCAGUUUACACAUGAAGAACACUCUUCUGUUAACACCAUAUAUAAAAGUUAUGAAGAGAAUUUACAAGAAAGAGGAAAUCGCUCAGGCUUGAAUGCACAAAAUGACACUAAUUCUCACAGCUGUCAUCUUUCAAAAAGUAGUGACUGUCAAGAUUUUCAAGUUGUUUCUAAUACACAGAAAUAUGGUUACAUAACAGAAUUGGCUCAUGUAAUGAAGACUCCUGAAACCAAACCAUGUAACAAUCUACCCCAUAAUACAGGCCAACUGACAGAAAUAGGGAAUGAAGAAGUGGCAUUCACUCCCCUUUCUGGGGAUCCAUUUUUACGAGAUUUUUAUGUAGAAGUGCCUAGACGUGAACCAUGUAAAGCAGGAGAAGAACAGAGAGAGAUUUGCCAAGGUGAUGAACAGAGGGCUGAAACUUCCUGUGACUCGGGACUUAGUCAUGUUUCAGAGAGGCAGACUGUGGUUUCCCCUCAGAAUACAUCAGAACAACGUGUGAUUCUUGUGGACAGCACCUUCAAGUCUGAUGAAGAGUUAGGAAAAGAUUCUUCAAAAAAUCACACCUACACAUCUGGAAGUGUAACAUCAGUUAGUCCCCCACUGCCUGGAGAGGCUCCAAGUGAGAACCAGAGCAUAGCAAACAAGGAUGAUGGAGAUACCGGUAACCAGUUAGGUAUCCAGCAGCUGCCAGUGAGAGAAUCAAGGCCGUCCUUCACCCCUGUGAGGCAGGCAGAGGGCCUGCUUGCCACUGGAUCCGCAGGGGGCUGUCCUGGCGCGGGAGCUCAAGCCAAAACUGAACCCACACAAACUGCCGUCAGAGGAGAUGAAAAUUUGAGUACGCUGGAACCGUUCUGCAAAGCGUUGCAGGAUCAGUUCCAUAGGGUACCUGAAGAAAACAAAGGGGAAGCAGUAUUGUGUGCAAAUAAGCAAGAGAUUGAACAUAAACCAGAUGAAGAUGAAACGAAGUCUUCUUUGCACACUUCAGUUAGCUCCAAGGCUCAGAGAGCCUUGGAUACAGUGAACAUUGGCACUGAGCAGGCCUGUCCUGACGUGAUCUGUUCCAGCAAGCUAACUGAAGCUGUUAAUUCAGUUAAGUCUCCUGAGUAUGAUAAAGAUGAAGUCAUGACACCAGAGAGUGUAGUGAGUGGCUUAGUUAAUUUGCCCCCAGUUGAUUCAGGGAACAACCAGUAUUUCCAAGAGCAACCACCCUGCAGCAGAACUCAGCCAUUCUCCUUGGCACUGACCACGUGUCAUCCAUUCCCAGUCAAUGCGGAAAGGCUGAGGAAUCCAGAAGGGUCAAAAUCCUACCAGACGUUACCCACUGCUGCUGGGCCCGAGCCCAUCAAAUGUAAAGCAGGCACAGGGAAGAGUGGGCAUUCAGCUGCUGGAGCUAAGAAGAAAUUGCCAUCAGCAACACAGUCAAAAAAGCCUCGACUGGAGGAGAGGGGAAAUGUCAGCGAGGAUCCUGGCAGUGCUAAAAGGUCUGUGAAGAGUGAGGCAGGCAUGAUUCAUAAAGAAGACAGAAAAGAGCAAAGGAAACUCAUUUUGAAAAAGGAUAGCAAAGCUCCCAAGCUGCUGAAGAAAAUCCAAGCAGAUUUGUUCCCUGACUGCUCUGGAAACAUUAAGCUGUGCUGUCAAUUUGGUGACAUUCAUGGUGAUUCCACCAUUACAUGGACUAAAGAUUCCAAGUUACUAUCUCGCGUGCAGAGAAGUGCCCAGGAUGACUCUCCCGUCUCUUUGACAAUAGCUAAAGCCACUAACAAAGACCAGGGAAUGUAUUACUGCUGCUUGAAUAACGUGUAUGGAAAGGUGACUGCUGAGUUUAAUCUGACUUCUGAAGUAUUGGAACAUCUCUCGAGUUUUCAGAAUUGUGAAGGUGCGGAAGAAAUUGAGUUCAUGCAGCUCGUGUUCAGAGAAGAUUUAAUCAGUGACAGCUAUUUUGGUGGGAACCUGCAUGGCACAAUAGCUACAGAAGAGCUUCACUUUGGUGAAGGCAUGCACCGGAGAGCCUUCCGCAGCAGAGUGCUGCGAGGCCUCGUGCCGAUGUUCCUUCCUGGCCAUCCCUGCGUGCUCAAAGUGCACAACGCCAUCACCUACGGGACCAAGAGCAGGGAUGAUCUAGUGCAAAAGAACUACAGACUCGCACUGCAGGAAUGCUAUGUCCAGACUACUGCAAGAGAGUAUGCGAAGAUGUACGCAGCUGAAGCUGAACACUUGGAAGGCUUUGGGGAAGUACCAGAGAUCAUUCCUAUUUUUCUUGUUCAUCGCCCUGCUAAUAACAUCCCCUAUGCGACAGUGGAGGAGGAGCUGGUUGGGGAGUUUGUGAAAUACUCUGUCAGAGAUGGCAAGGAAGUAAAUUUCCUGAGAAGAGACUCGGAGGCUGGCCAGAAGUGCUGCACCUUCCAGCACUGGGUGUAUGAGAGGACCAGUGGGAGUUUGCUGGUCACUGACCUGCAAGGUGUAGGAAUGAAGUUAACUGAUGUUGGCAUAGCAACGCAGGCCAAAGGAUACAAAGGUUUUAAAGGCAAUUGCUCGAUUUCCUUCAUUGAGCAGUUCAGAGCCCUCCACCAGUGCAAUAAGUACUGUGAGAUGCUGGGGCUGAAAUCUCUGCGAACCACUCAUCAAAAACAGAGGAAAACAACAUCCAUGAAAAGCAAAAAUCUGUCAAACUCAUCGACUAUAAAGAAAACAGCGCCCAAGAAAGCAAGAGAACCUAGAGACUUCCUUUCUUCAGAGCACCGAGUUGAACUGUCCCAUCUCGCGAAAGCUCCUCUCGAAGAUACGUGCUAAUGAUAGGCACCAACUUCAGAGCUUUGCCUUAUGACAUUAUUCUGGAGUCAUCCUGAUGCAGAUGCCAACAACAAAGCAAGCGGCUGAUUCUGUGGUCUGGGUACCUGAGAUUUAAGGGCAGGGCAAGGUUUUGAAGGCAAACUAAGCCAUCAGCCCGGGUUAUCAUACAGCCCUUCUGUGUAUUGGUAUCUGCGCGCGUCUUGUAUGUUCAAGUGCACCGCACACCGCUGGAGAACAUCUGCCUUUCUUUGUGUCUGUGGCCCUGUGGGUUAAGCUGCUACAUGAAUAUCGAUACAUUUAAGAAGCCACUUAGCACAAGUUUUGCACAGUAGUGUUACUCUGGCUGCUGUAGAAAAAUGUUUUUCUUUCACAGACUUUUGCAUAUUGUAAUCCCACUAUAAUCCUAUUCUUGUAUUUUUUUUUUCCACUUACAUGUCUUUUAAUACAAGACAAAAACAUUCA